AUGGUCUUCAAGUCGCCGUUCCCCGAGGUGCCGCCCCUGCCUGACCAGAACGUGCACGACUUCAUAUUCAACUCGGGGCGCACGCCGGAGACGGAUUAUGUCCUCCACAUCGACGGCCUGACGGGGGAGAAGAGGACGUUCUCCGAGUUCGUCGAGAGAGUGCGGACCGCUGCGACAGCGCUAUCCCAGCCCCGCCCCGAGGGUCCCGGGGUCGAUGGAGAGCGAGAGAUCGUAGGGAUCUUGAGCCAUAAUUCCCUGGACUACAUAACCCUCGUCCACUCGCUGUUGGUGCUCGCAGCUCCGAUUGCACUGUUGUCUGCCUAUGCCACCGCCUAUGAACUGGCCUACGCUAUACGCACCUCCAAGGCGACAUGCCUUUUCGUUGGACCUGACCUAUUGCCUGUCGCGCUGCAAGCAGCCCGGGAGGUCGGCCUGCCGGAAGACCGAAUAUACGUGCUGAGCGGGCAUGUCAAGGGGAAGAAGAGCUUAGCGGACUUCAUUCAUGAAACUCGGGAACGGCGGAUACCUAUGGUUCCCGUGAAGCCAGCAACGAAGGACACACUCGCGUACCUCAUAUUUUCCAGCGGCACAACGGGGUUACCCAAAGGCAUGUCUAACCUCACAGCUGUGAUGGUCACACACGGGAACAUCGCCUUUACAUAUCUGCAGAACGACAUAUGUCUCAAGGCUGCUGCUUUACCUACGUCACCAUCUCCUCCUGUCGGGUUGGCGUUCCUGCCCUUCUACCAUACAUAUGGCCUCCACAUGAUCUGCCUGCGCGGGCUCUGGUGGCCCGUGACAUACGUCGUGAUCCCGAAAUGGGACGCCGAUUUCGUUCUGAGACUCAUACCGAAAUACCGCGUGAACAUCCUCUACAUGAUCCCCUCAGCGCUGCACCAGCUCGCAUACCAUAAGAAGCUGCGGGCGGAGGACUUCGCCACCGUCAUGUCCAUAAUCUCCGGCGCCGCACACCUGCCUCCUAUGCUCGCGGAGUUCUUCAAGAAGGCGAUCAGGGCAGGCCCCGAGUUUGCUUUUGCCGAAGGUUUCGGCAUGUCUGAAGUGACGAUCAGCGCAACGCGCCAACCAGGACCCAAUAUGUUCGGCGGUCGAAUACCUGCCGUGCUCGGCUCAGCAGGCGUCCUGCAGCCUGGUAUGGAGGGUAAGAUCGUGAAUGAAGAUGGGAGCGAGGCAGGUGUGAACAAGCCCGGCGAGCUCUGGCUGAGAGGAGGGAAUGUCGUGCCUGGUUAUUGGCAGAAUGAGGAAGCGACGAGGAAGACGUUCUCGGACGGCUGGCUCAAGACGGGUGACCAGUUCAGGGUGGAUGAGCUUGGCAGGUUAUACUUCCUUGAACGAGCGAAGGAUACCAUGAAAGUCUCAGGUUCACAGGUCGCACCCACAGAGAUCGAGGCACUCCUCAUGGCUCACCCAGAGAGCCUCCUCGUAGACGCAUGUGUCGCCGGUGUGUCUGGUGGGCGGACAUCAGACGAGAAGAUCCCGCGCGCAUGGGUAGUCCUCAGCGAUAAUGGUCGUAGGAUCGGAAGCCGUGAGGUCAUCCAGAGGCUGGAAGAGUGGACGAAGAAGAACUUGAGCAAGUACAAGUGGCUGAGAGGAGGGAUCGAUACUGUCGAUGAGAUACCAAAGUCACCCACAGGGAAGGUACUCCGACGUGCGCUGCAGGACCGCCACGAGAACGAGCUGCGCAACCCUCGUGCAAGGUUGUGA
Rhodofomes roseus is the source of this 1722-nucleotide messenger RNA. RefSeq lists its product as uncharacterized. Gene Ontology annotation, biological process: secondary metabolic process. Bases 1 to 1722 code for a protein of 573 amino acids. Gene Ontology annotation, molecular function: CoA-ligase activity. NCBI's taxonomy places the organism in Eukaryota, Fungi, Basidiomycota, Agaricomycetes, Polyporales, Fomitopsidaceae. The record is from RefSeq and is a predicted model, not a curated record. The transcript is spliced from 10 exons.